CAAAAAAAUAACUUAAUUGCUUUUGCAAUUAUUUUUCCUUUAGCUCUCUAAUGGCACUGGCCAAAGACCGAAAAAUUCCACAUGAUUCAAGCAUGAGCAGCAAGGUUCAAAAGACUAUUUUCAGUAAGUACCACAAAUCUGUGCUAGAAGAGGAAGAUGGCUCACAAACUGUUAAUGGUCUCAGCAAUGAUUCAGCUGUGAGUGUAACACAUUCUCCUCCUAUAUGUGUCAGUGGCAAAGGGAAUGCUUAUAAGGGAAAAAACUAUCAGCUUGAAGAUAAAGAAUCGCUGAUUCAUUUCAAAGGGUAUAGCAAUAUGAUGCAAGCUGGUGAAUCUUUGCUUAGCUUUCAGUACUUGAAAGAUAGUAGUCUGAAAGAGUACUGUGUUUGGGAGAAUAAUUUGCAUCAAGGUCAUACUCAUAACCACUGGAUUCAGACUAGUCCGAGAAGCCCUAGAGACAUGCGCAUGGUACAAGAUUUGAAUUGCUUUCAAACUGCUAGUGGCUAUAGCUCCAUAGCUGAUAAAGCUAAAGAGAAGCAACGUGGCCAAAGUUCAUCUGGGUGGCUCUACUCAGCACCAACUAUCCCUAAUGAUAGUAGCCUCCACAAGUUAGGAGCACAAGAAUCAGUUUUGCAAAAACGCCCUUCUAUGGGAGUGAACAUGAAAGCUGCCAAGAAGCAAUGCACAACUGAGAGUAUAAAGCCAAAGCAUAAGACAAGCCCAUCAAAGGAUCCUCAAAGUGUGGCUGCAAAGAACCGAAGAGAGAGGAUAAGUGAGCGGUUGAAGAUACUACAAGAACUUGUGCCUAAUGGCUCCAAGGUUGAUUUGGUUACUAUGCUGGAGAAAGCAAUUAGCUAUGUAAAGUUUCUUCAAUUGCAAGUGAAGGUGUUGGCAACUGAUGAAUUUUGGCCUGUCCAAGGUGGAAAACCUCCUGAUAUUUCUCAAGUAAAGGAAGCCAUCGAUGCCAUUCUUUCAUCACAAAGAGAGAGACGUUCAAGCUCAACGUAGAUAAGAUGAAGAUCAUGGUUCCAAGGAAAUGAUGUCUCAAUAACUCGAUAAAUUUUCAGACCAAGAAAAACCCCUUGCUCUAAGAGUUGUUAGUUCUGAAGGACAUUUUACUAGAAAUUCAGAAUGCAAGACCAUUAUGUAACUUCUAAACCAAUAUCUAGCAGUGUAUGCUGAGGCCUCUACCUUUUCCUAGAAUUUCAUUAACAAAAUAUCUAUAAGUACAUUGUAAUUUUC
Molecule: messenger RNA, 1241 nt
Organism: Cajanus cajan (pigeon pea)
Lineage: Eukaryota; Viridiplantae; Streptophyta; Magnoliopsida; Fabales; Fabaceae
Product: putative transcription factor bHLH086
Biological process (GO): regulation of DNA-templated transcription
Molecular function (GO): protein dimerization activity; DNA-binding transcription factor activity
Source: RefSeq, a predicted model, not a curated record